GAGAAGGAGGAGAAAGGGACCGAAACUGCAGCAGGAGGGGCUGAGGUUAGGUGGCUGGAAUAGCUAACAGGAACUCUUCACUGUUAACCUGCCUGGUCGAGACUCUAGGGGUCUUCAGAUUGAAGCGGGAUUUCUACAAAAGCGAGGGGCCCAGAGGGAAAUGAAAUGUGAGGGCUACGGCAGGAAUUCCUGUCAUUGAUGAGCCCCACAGCAGCGCUCGCCGCACAAAGCUCCAGGAACCGAGAAAUGGGGGUCAAGAAAGAGCCACUUUUCUGACAAAGAUACUACAACCGGCCGAUCUUUCAACUGCUGGAGAAGUCUCCAGACCCGGAGGGCGAGUGUAGGGCACGCGAGGCUCAGUGGAGUAGCGGCGGGGGCGGUGCCUCCGGCCCAGCCUCACCGCAGACUUAGAUAAGCGAGCUGAGAAUGAAGCGGAGAGCAUCAGACAGAGGAGCUGGGGAAACGUCGGCCAGGGCGAAGGCUCUAGGAAGUGGGAUUUCUGGAAAUAAUGCCAAGAGAGCUGGACCAUUCAUCCUGGGUCCCCGUCUGGGCAACUCACCAGUGCCAAGCAUCGUGCAGUGUUUGGCAAGGAAGGAUGGCACAGAUGACUUCUAUCAGCUGAAGAUCCUUACCCUUGAGGAGAGGGGCGACCAAGGAAUUGAAAGCCAAGAGGAGCGGCAAGGCAAGAUGCUGCUGCACACCGAGUACUCCCUGCUGUCCCUCCUCCACACGCAGGACGGGGUGGUUCACCACCACGGGCUCUUCCAGGACCGCACCUGUGAAGUGGUUGAGGACACUGAAUCCAGCCGAAUGGUUAAGAAGAUGAAGAAGCGCAUCUGCCUCGUCCUCGACUGCCUCUGCGCGCACGACUUCAGCGACAAGACGGCCGACCUGAUCAACCUGCAGCAUUACGUCAUCAAGGAGAAGAGGCUCAGCGAGCGGGAGACCGUGGUCAUCUUCUACGACGUGGUGCGCGUGGUGGAGGCCCUGCACCAGAAAAAUAUCGUGCACAGAGACCUGAAGCUAGGGAACAUGGUGCUCAAUAAGAGGACGCAUCGGAUAACCAUCACCAACUUCUGCCUCGGGAAGCAUCUCGUGAGCGAGGGGGACCUGUUGAAGGACCAGCGGGGGAGCCCUGCCUACAUCAGUCCAGACGUGCUCAGCGGCCGGCCGUACCGGGGCAAGCCCAGCGACAUGUGGGCCCUGGGCGUGGUGCUGUUCACCAUGCUCUACGGCCAGUUCCCCUUCUACGACAGCAUCCCGCAAGAGCUCUUCCGCAAGAUCAAGGCCGCCGAGUACACCAUCCCCGAGGACGGCCGGGUUUCUGAGAACACCGUGUGUCUCAUCCGGAAGCUGCUCGUCCUCGACCCCCAGCAGCGCCUGGCCGCCGCCGCCGUCCUGGAGGCCCUCAGCGCCACCAUCGCGUCGUGGCAGUCCCUGUCUUCUCUGAGCGGGCCUCUGCAGGUGGUUCCUGACAUCGACGACCAAAUGAGCAACGCAGACAGCUCCCAGGAGGCGAAGGUGACAGAGGAGAGCUCCCAGUAUGAAUUUGAGAACUACAUGCGGCAGCAGCUGCUGCUGGCCGAGGAGAAGAGCUCCGGGCACGAGGCCCGCGGCUGGGCGCCCAAGCGGCCGUCGGGGGCGGGGGUGCCGCCCGUGCGCCGGCUGGGCCACGACGCGCAGCCUGUGAACCCCCUGGACGCGGCCAUCCUGGCCCAGCGCUACCUGCGGAAAUAGCAGCCUUGGGCAGGGGCACCGGCGCCCGCCCACCACCUCGUCCCGGCCCCCAGCCAGUGGCCCUGCCGCCCCGCCGCCGUGCUGAACUCUUGCCUGGGCUGCGCCGGGAACGGGGCAGGGACAGCCCAGGUCACCCGUGUGGUCAGCAGAGGUACCGCGAAGCUACCUUUUGGAAUGAUUGCUUGAUUGUUUGGUUUUUUUUUAAUCUGAGAAGCCUAGAUAACUAAUCUGCUUUUAAUCAUAACGUUUUAAUCUACCUCUGUCUCUUUAACCAUGCUGUCUCUGGACUGAGUGAGGAGGAGGAGGAGGAGGGAGCCCGCCCACCACUGACCCCCGCCCCCCCGACCCCCAGGGGGCAGCUGCCCCCCAACAGUCCACAUAAGCUGAAAGUGCAGCUCAUUGCUGGCUCCCCACAAGAACGCCCACUCCCCACUGCCCUCCCAGACCCCUCACAGUCUGUUUUCAUCCCUCCCCUUCUGACCCAGGCCCCUCAGUCCAAGCUUUGGAAAACUCUCACCUCAUCUUAAGCGGAAUCAAAUAUAUUUAUUUUUGUACUGAAACCAGCUUCUCUGCCAUCUCUAGGUGGUUCGGCCCGUGGCCACUCGCUGCCCCCAGCCUGGCUGGACAGCAGGGGAGCCCACAGCCCCCAGUGGGCCCCUUCCUCAGCCCCGGGCUCAGAAGCCCCUUCUUGCCGGCCCCCUCCAUCUCCAGCCCACCAGUCCCUCCUUGUCUCCGGUGAUGAGGAGGUCUUCUAGACUGGCUUCUCUUUCUCCCAGCUCAGCUUCUCUGAGGUGCUGCACACCCUCACUAGCCCUGGUUUCCUCCUCCACCCCUCAACGUGGUACCGAGGUGAUGCUGACCCGGAUGGGAGGGGGUCCUCGGCCAGAUGUGAGCACGGCCGGCACCCCUCUGUUCAGAGAAGAGCAGGGGCAUCUCCCCCCCUGCCUCGUAACAGAGGCGGUGUCUCUCCCAGCAGACCGCCAGGGUCGCCAGGGUCCUUCCUGGGGGCUGCAGGGCUCACGAGGGAGACCUGUAGGGGCCGGGGGCCCCGCCUGGGUUGAGAACAGCCCCGCUGCCCUUUUGAGCCGAGAUUUUGAAGUGGAUGCCCGUCUUGCCAGAAAACCCUGUUCUCACCAGAAUGCCCCCCUCCCCGCUCUCCCGCACUGGACUUGGCCCUGCCCAGCGCCAAGCAGAGACCCUCCCCUGACCUGCCUGCGCCCGCCCCCCGCCCCCAGCCCCUCAGAGCAGCCGAGUAUCCCCCUCCAGGCUGCCCUGGGCCCUCAGCCCUGCCCUGCCUGCCCAGUGGGGGAGGUGACCGAGGCCCGUAUGACCUUGUUCCCCAGCGUGUGAGCUGCGCCCUCCCCAAAAGCUGACUCACUGUGAGUGACUUGGGCAAGGUCCCAAAAAAAAAAAAAAAAAACCUCCUUGUGCCUCAGUUUCCCCAUCUGGAAAAAAUGGGGCCACCUCUUGCCAGCAGUAGCAGGGCCGCCCACACCCCCUUCCUCCCCACCCCCAACCCCGGCACGCGGGCGCCUCGAGCCUCUGCCUCAGUGGGUCCGCGGGGCCUACCUGAGCCCCGCACUCACCCCCGAGCACCAGGCUGGCCUCCCUCAGCCAUCCAGCCGCUGAGAGCCAGGGUCUUGCGCGGGGGUGGGGCUGGGGGUGGGAUGCCCUCUUUUCUAUAUUUAUUUCAAAAAAGAAGUCUCCUAAGGAGUGGAAAUGCAGUCCCGCCCAGGGCUCCCAGCGCCUGUGACUGUCUUUCUGUGAGGGCCUCACCUGAGCCCCUUGUCCGGCCGCCCGCCCAGACCCUCCAGGCCCGCUCACCUGGUGGUCCUUCUCCUCCUUUUCAAAGCAAUAUCCUCUGGGUCUGCAAAAGCCUGUCAGACAGACUGGUCCCUUCCAAGGUCAACCCAUCCGUCUGAUUAAUUUCUGGCAAAGCAAAUGAGAGGAGGCUGGGUCUGCCCUCACUGGGUGUCACACGCUGAGAGAAGUCCUACUGUAAAGAAACAAAAACGGAAAAAGUCACAAAAAAGUUUGUAUAAAGUCAUAUUUUUGUACUACAUGGGGACUCUUCCUGCAUGUCAGCAAUAAAACUUCCUGACCUGGA
Molecule: messenger RNA, 3844 nt
Organism: Cervus elaphus (red deer)
Lineage: Eukaryota; Metazoa; Chordata; Mammalia; Artiodactyla; Cervidae
Gene: STK40
Product: serine/threonine kinase 40
Exons: 11
Coding region: 427-1737 (436 amino acids)
Biological process (GO): protein phosphorylation
Molecular function (GO): protein kinase activity; ATP binding
Source: RefSeq, a predicted model, not a curated record